Nasonia vitripennis (jewel wasp) is the source of this 6819-nucleotide messenger RNA. RefSeq lists its product as uncharacterized. Lineage: Eukaryota; Metazoa; Arthropoda; Insecta; Hymenoptera; Pteromalidae. The coding region runs from base 1960 to 3021 and encodes 353 amino acids. The record is from RefSeq and is a predicted model, not a curated record. The transcript has 4 exons.
CAUUUAUUACUAGUCUCGCAACUUGCCUAUACUGUCAUAGAAUAGACGUGAACUUGACUCGUAGAGUCUACUACCUUGAACUUUUGUAUAAAGCAGUCUAGCGUCCAUUACUAAAUGCUUAUUAACCAAGAAAUGAAAAGAAAUACAAUUAUUUGUACACUAACUUUUUGAAUUUGGAUAAAAAUGUUAUGUAAUUGCAUUAUGCUUAUUUAGAUGCUAGUUGUCUCUUCCCAUACGAAUAGGUCAAAUCUAAUAAAACGAAUAACAAAUAACGAUGAACCUGAUCUAAUUUUAUAAUUUUCUGCUUAGAAGACAAAAAACUGAGAAGAAUAAAUCCGCACAAGGUUUUAGUAUCGGAUGCUUAUAUCGAUCCAAUAAAGGCGUAUUUUAUAACGUAACGACCCGUGUAAAAAAACAGUUAGCGACGCAAUAAACAUAUCAAGUUUUUUAUAUCUUCGGGAAAAAAAUCCGUUAAAAAUAACUGGCCGAAGACACACAGGGGGCUAAUAUUUUAAAAGGCAUGCCAUAUUAUAUCUUGGCAACUAUAACGUUUAUCAAUUGUGUUAUUUAUAGUUGCACGCAAAAGUACAGCUUUAUUAAUAAUUAAUUAUCUGCUUACAUAUACAGCAACAGCAUGUAUCGAAAAACAGAUAUUCAUUUUGAUACUAUCAGCUCAUAGUGUAUUUUAUCUAUACCUGCGGAAAAUUAAGAAAUCUUGGAUUAUGCUAUCAUGUUGCUGUUAUUUGUACCCAAAUUCAAUUAUGUCUUUUUCUCUACUUACAGCGCUGUACCUCCUAUUGAAAUCGACUGUACGUUCUUGUGAAAUCAACUCGGACCAUCAAUACAAUUUCUACAUAGGACAAUAUAAGCAUGUAGACCUGCUAAACACGUCAUUGCCGUAUUGCCUAGGCUUUUGUUUCGUGAUUCGACACGUUCUUUUACUAGAUCGAUCGUCGUUUUCUUUUUUUUUCACGAAUUUAUCUGUUUGUUCUGCUGGUAAAUUACCACACCCUUAGAGAGUUCUAUGCAUACGCAUUCGUAUUACAGAAAUACUGGAAAGAUUAAUUGACUGGACCUGUAAAGCCAGAAACAGCAACAAAACAGCAUUUGAAUUUAUAAUUGUACGAGCAUAACCUUCUCAAUUUCUAUACGUUUUUCAGCUAUUUAUACAUCGACAAACUUUAGACCGUGAGCGUAGCGUCUGUAAGAAGUUGACAAAUAUUAGCAUUUAAAGUGGCGCCGGGACAAGCAAUCACAAGAGAUACAAGAUCCUCGCAAGUGCUUUUUAUAUUUUCGGCCGAGGAACUCGAGCGCGAGCGCGCCUCUCCAGCCGAACAGCAAGUGCCACUCGUUCAACAUGAAAAGCACGUCGAGGACAACGGAGUCGCUUCAGAGGCCGAACGAAUAACAGCCUCGGCGAGUGAGGGAUUAGCCCCGCGGCCGACUGUGUGCACCUAUAUACCUAUACUCAUUAUUGCGGGCGUCAAGCUUCGACUGCUCCUGUGCGCCUCUCGUCCUCGCGAAUCGAUUCCGAGCGCGUGCACGACUCGCAAGCCGACCGCCGAAAUAGAACGCGUGUCUGCGGACGCGCUCGGAACUCCGCCAACGGACUGAGCAAGACCUGUGAGAGCGCAUCCUAGAUCUAUGUCACCCGUUAUCGGCGGCCGAUCGUUCGCGGGAAGCGCGAGUUGAUUCGCAGUGAAAAGUGCGCCAGUGCUUCGUCGUGAUGAAGAAUUCGUGCACACCGAGUGACGCCGUGCGCCGAGGAGAAAUAUGUUCGUGAACGUGUGGUCGCGGCAAAGUGCAAAAAAGUUGUAAAAGUUAUGCGCGAUAAGCCGACUUUUCCAAGCCUCGACAAGCAUCAGCCUCGUAAAACUAACACCGUCAAAAUUUCGUAAGAGAAACCGCAAGCUUCUGAUUGUCCUCGGGAGGAUCGACACCCGAGUUUUUUUCCCGGAGAUGUCCGAAACGGAGCAGAAGCAGCCGACGGUGGCUGCGCCGCCUCCGACGCCGGCCGUAACGCAGGUGACGAUCCAGCCGCCGGUGCUGCAAGUCGCCUCGCGGAUGCUGCGCUCCCCGAGCCACGAAAGCGUCACCACAGACCUGUCGCUCUUCAGCGUCUCCUCGAUAGCCAGCGACGCGAAAUGCGCGAACCGUCUGGCGACCUUCAAGUCCUACAGCGACGUACACCUCUCGGGUAGAGGACCUUCGCCGAACCCCGACUCCAGACUGCAGAUACAGGGCAACAGGCCAGCCGACAUCCCGGAGAUCCUCUGGUUCGAGGAGGAGACCGAGCUGAUCCGCAGCUGCGGCGCACUGUCCUCGGCGCUGGGCCUCCAGAAGAGCUUCAGCACGUCGGACGUGUCGCAGCUCCCGAGUCCCGAGGGGGCUGCCUGUGGCGCUCCCCGGCUGCGCUCGGCCGUCUCGUCGCACGGCCUCGACCUGGCGCACCGGAACGGACUGCUGCUCGAGCAGGCCCGGCUCGACCACGCCUCGAGGUCCUGCAGCACCUGGGUGGCCGUCGGUGACGUAGCCAGCACCUCCCAGCUGCCCAGCCCUCACGGCGGGGCCAGUCUGCCCCUGCACGCGAACCUGGUCUCGCACUCGCCCAUCGUCCCCUUCACCGCGGCAGACCUCGUCAGGUCCGUCAACAAGAAGGUCCGCCAGAACUACAUUCGUCGCAGGUUGCUGACGACGUACCGAGCCCUCGAGAGACUAUCCCAGAGCGAGUUCAACCUGGACAGGCUGGAGGCAGCGGCGUCGGCCGCGCAGACGAAUCCAGGCGCCACGCUGACGGUGCCGGGAGCAUCGCUGCCCGGGAGUGGCGCCGCGGCCGCGGCCGCCGCCGCCGCCGCCGCUGUCGGGCUCAUACCCGGACGCAAGUCGAACCACGACCACGCGCUCACGGUCAAGGACGUCGAGCGCGAGCGCGGCAAGCAGCUCUCCAAGUACGAGCGCAACAUGAUGAUCUUCAACUGGCUGCACACCCUCGACGACAGCGUCGACGAGGCGCUGCAGUAGAGGCCGCCGUUCGAUCCGUUUUCGCGCGACAUAUAUAUAUAUAUAUAUAUAUAUAUAUAUAUAUAUAUAUAUAUAUCGUAUAAUUACGAUACGGCCAUCUGCUCUGCUGUUGUGAAGAAUUUUCUUGACCAUCGCCUCCGAUGCGAGGCGCGCGAAACUGCCUUCUCGACAAGGAUACGCAGCAGAGAGAAUCGUUAUAUUUUUCAAGCUGCAGCCAUACCCGCGUAUACGUUAUACCUACUAUAUUCACACUUCUCAGUGUAUGUACGCUAGUUCUUUUGUCAAGGGAAUGGUUUUAUAAUCGAUACAUCGCUCAAAUGAAAGAUUAACGGUGCCUAGAAAUGCAAGUUACGCAAAACGGAAACUAUAUUUUAACAGACUCUAUAAGAUGUAUGAUGAAAUGCGUAUGCUAUAAUCAUUAAAUUACUCCAAGAAUUUCAGUCGUUGUCAAGAAAAUUCUUUAACAGUCGCUCAGCGCACUGAGAGAAAAACCGCGAAUAGGAAACAUUAAGUUUCAAAAAUGGUAAAUUUUCUUUUUUUUAGAAAUUCCCAUUUUGCGGAAUAUAGGAGCUGUACAAAAUUCGUUUUCCAAUGCAUCUAAAAAAUUGCCAUUCCAGAUUGUAGAAAAUACCACAACAGCAGAGUAAGGAUUUCCAUACUUGGUUGUAAUUAGUCCAAAAAAGGAAAGGAAAAGUCGGGACAAAUCUGGAGUGAAAAUUUAGAGAUUUUUCACACCCUAUAUAGGAUAGCAACUGUUACUAUUCAAAUUUUUUCUCAAAGCUACGUGGUAUUUUUAAUAUUUUGAGACUCGUCUAUUACGGAAAACUAGUAAUAAUAUAUCCCACUUUAUUUAUCGUAAGAAUUAUCAUGGUUUUUCUCUCGCGGUGUGCGAUACCUAUACGAAUGUCAUUGAUCUCCGCAUUUUCAGCUCUCGAAAGAUUCGAGAAUUCGAUUUUUGCGAGUCUUGCACAAGAGUGCAUUUUCAGCAUAUGAAAGUUUUUGCUCCUUGUCUCCGCAUCGCGGGUAUGCUCUUAGCUGCAGCUUUAAAAGGAAGUCUGUUACGCGUUAUACGCAUCAAAUGCAUUUAUCGAGUUGCGUAAAGAAUUAUGCCAUGGGUACACUAUUGUUGACAAUGUGUCCCUCGCGAUAUAAAAACAGAUGAUAUUAUUAUUAGCGUGAGCAAAUCAGUUCACAAAAUAAUACAUUGUGCAACAAGUGACCGAAGUCGUGGAGUAUUUCUGUGCGUAUGGGUUUACCGCCCCAGCAAAACGAAUGAUCGACUUUUGUCUCGCGUUGCACGAAGAAUUUUACUCUCGAUUUAAUUGAGUAGCCACUUUGUUGACUUGAAAAGUGGAUCUCACGCAUCCGUUAUUAAUACAAACAAAAUUUAAAGUUGUACAUUUUUUUAAUUUUUAAAAAUUUGUAAUAUGGAGAAAUAAGGCUCUUUACAAUGACAUAUGCAGGAGUAAACUAUACUGUAUGAGGGAAUAAUAAACUGCUCAUCUAGUCUUACCUUUUAAUUAAAUAAAGUGGCUGUUACCGACAAGUCGUGAAUAAAUAUUGAGUAUAAAAUGUGAAGCGACGUUUUCUAAGAGCGAUUAACGGCACCAACAUAUACUGAUUAAUACGUUAUUUGAAAUACUGGCCAUUUUUGCCAAAUUUUAUUACUCAUAAAGCUCAUAAAGCCAUAAAAAAUAUAUUUUGAAAACGAUAAGUCCAGAUUUUCAUUUGAAACGAUGCACUGGUCGAUCGUCCAGUUAGAAAUCAAUUAUGAACGAUCAUACUCGAUCUUAUUAUUAUCCACUUAAUUUUAUAUUUUAAAGUUUUAGUGUUUCAAAAUAUCUAUUCAUCAUUUUUAAUGAAUUAUAGGAACAAAUUUUACGGCAAAAUUAAAGUUAAAAUUUUACUUCAAUGGAUAUACAAUAUGAUAUACAUAUACAGGUAUAUAAUAAAGUGAUGAUUAUGGUACAACUUUAAUGGCGUUUUGUAAAAUGAUUUCCAACAAAAGACGUGUUUUAAAAUAAUAGUAUAGUUCAAGUAACAUUUUUUCCAUUCGAGCUAUAUAUAUGAUUUAAUUAUUAUCUGUAUAUAGAAAGUAUCAAUCCAUAAUUAUAUAUGAUUAAAAAUGAAGUAUUAUUACGAAGCCCCUUAAAACGUUUUAAUAUGAUCAUUUAUUUAAAACUAUAUUAUGUUCUCGAUCAUCCAAAUGUAUAUUUUUUUUCAAUUGACGCUUAUAUUAAAACAGGCAUGAUUAUGAGAAAUCAAAUUUUUUGACCGCGCUUAUGAAGGAGAGCUUAAGAAUUUUCCAUAACUUAUAACACUGCAAAAAAAAAGAGAUUAUUUCUCAGCAUAUACGGUUGACGUCUUAUCUGCGCCCAUGCUGCACAAUUACAUAUUAUUAAUAUCAUCCUUACACAUUCAACUUCAUAGGUAAUUGAGAAUACUUUGUCGCUCCGUAGCGCAGUUCACAUUCUUCAACAAAAACCACCACAAUUCAACAAUUUUCUCGGUAAUUAAUUCGCAAUGUGUUGGGGAUUAGUUUCUGUGAGCUGUGCGGCUUUGAGAGGAAAAUUUGAACUGCGCUACUCUUAGUAUACAUGUAUAUGUAUGUACAUACGUUCGUUAAGCAGUGGUUUAAUUAUUAUUUUUGAAGAUAUAUUUCAAAACCUAUAAGUAUCAUAGUUGGAAAUAUGAAUUCUUCUUCUCUGUGAUAAACUGCACAUUUAAAAAAAAUCGUAUAAUAAUUAUUAAUAAUUGUUUAAACAGUAAAACAUCAAUAUUUUAUUUUAAAAAUGUAUAAUAUAAUUGUGAAAUAAAAAUAUGAAAAAAAAUUACACAAGUUGAUGAUUCACUGCAAGCAACAGUCGAUAUUAAAUUAGUAUUAUUGUUUGCUCGUAUAAUCAUACAAAAAUUGAUGUUUUUCUGCUGUAAAUGUAUAUAGGCCUGUAAAUUCAAGAACAAAUUACUUUCAUCUAGUUUUUUUAUCCAACUGUUAUUUUCAUUAUUCCUAAGCCAAAAUUGCACAUUUACGAUUCACUCAUUAACAUCAAAGCUCAAUUAAAGAAACGAUUCAUCUAUCUAUUCAUCUGAGUAUGUUAUUAACAUUCAUUCCAUCAUAUAUAUAUAUAUAUAUAUAUAUUACUUUUCAUAUUUAUUUACUCUAAUAAUAAUAAAUUCAUAGUAAAAAGGCACAGUUUACAUGUACAAUAUAGUGCAUAACAGAUUCUGGUUUUGGUUUCCUUAAUUUAGUUGCACUAUGACAUACUUACCAUAUGUUUUUUUUACAUAUUCAUUAAUAACUUAUUUUGAUUACUUAUUAUAUAAAAUACCUUUAAUAUAAAUAUAUUACUCAAAGGAAAAACAGAUCACAGUUGGAGUGUUUUAAAAGUGUUCUGCAUAAAUUGUAAUUUAUCUUAUAUUUGUGAUAUUUUUAUCAGAGAAAAACGUUAUCCUUCAAUAUAAUAUAUACCUAUAUAAUAUCCCUUUAUUUAUAUUCCAUCCAUAUAUUGUUUUGGAAUAUUCAUGUACAUACAUAUAUAAAUAAUCAUCAUUAAGCUUAGUGGUUUGCCAAAAAGUGAUUUUAUAAGUUAUAGAUUCAAUUAAUUUGACCGAGCCUAAAAUCCUGCAAAGGCUUCCUGCGUGAAUGUUAAAUAAAUAUAAUGAUAGAUAUAUAUUAUGAAGAAAAAAUGCUACACGUAUGGAAUAACAUAUAGUAUAUUUUAUCCUUAUAAUGCGUGUUCCUAUCAGAGCCUUACAUGUAAAUCAUAAAUAUAUAAGUAAACAUUUUAAUUGCUGUAA